GUUUCAAAAGAUGAGAUCCAUUACAGGGGCAGGGGUGACAGGCAAGAGCCAGAUCCUCACAGCAGUGGACAUUCAGUUGAAAGCAGAGCUUUGGUGGUUUUCCUGCUGGAUGUUCCUGGUCACAAGUCCAUGCCUUCAAAAGGUAAGAAGGCAAGUUUGGAUAUGGUCACUGAUUUGGUGAAGCAAAGUGUGAGAUGGGGAGGUGUUCCCAUUUGGAAUGGUGCUAUUUCCUUCAACUGCUUUGAUCCCAGAGGGAACCCUGCUACUCUCACCUGGAGCUUCAAUGGCCAGGGCCUGACAGCAGAUCUUGCUAACCUGGAAGCAUUCAGCUCAACUGCUGCCAGGCUGUGGAAAAAGCUGAUUGAUGUUGGAUGGCAGGGACAGAAGAUCACUUCAACCCUUGAGUUGGCCAGUCUUUGGGAUGUGAUGUUCUUUGUUUCCUAUACCAAGCACAACCAGGCAAGCUCAGAUGUAUGGAAGAAUGUGUGCCAGCACAUUUACCCUGAACUUGUGUAUGUCACUGGAAGCUUGAUGGCAAACUUUGCUUGCCACCUUGGCACCAAGCCCUUGGAAGAGCAGAGGGAGCAACUUCUAGAUGUGUGCUUGUACCACAAGGGCAUGGCUGAAGCCUUUGCAGAUUGCCAGCAAGUGGCUGUAUCGUGGGAUGCUUCCACUUACGAUUGCGAAGUGCUUGUAACAGUGGCCCAUGACCAGAAAAGUGGGAUCACUGGGUUCUUGCCCAUCCAGUGCAUGGCACCAGUCAUGACUGAAGAACUGGACACAGAGGUUCAAAGGUUAGCCUUUGAGGGGUUGAUCAGCAUGAGCGACGUGGGGCCAAUGAAUCUUCCUGCAUUGGACAUGCUAACUUAUAAGGCCAAGCUAAUGAUCCAUGCACAAUUUGAUCCUUUUCAUCGCUGCUGGAACGACCUGAAACUUGCUUACAAGCAUGGCCCUGGUCAACUCUGGAGGACAAUGUUGGAAUAUUCUUUGGUGUACAACAUCAACUAUGGCCCUGCAGGAACCAAAGCCUGGUGGGACAGGAAAAAACAAUGCCAUCAAGAGUUUUUCUUGCAGAACUCCCCAUAUUCCAGCAUUUUUCUGGAAUACCUUCCCAUGAUUGCCAGGGAACUUGAACUCCCUGAAGAGCCUUCAACUGCAGAGGAGCUCGAAGCAGUUUGGAACAGGUUUGGAAGCAUGCAGAGUCUUGAGAAAGCAGGGCCUCUGGUGAAACUGAUGAGGUGGUUUUCGUUUUUCGAAAGCCACACCUUCUACAAGGGUGAGCUCUUCGUGACGAAAAUGCUCAUGGCAUUUGGCAAGAGAGCUGAAGAUUGUGUGACUGAGGAGCAUGAGGCUUUUCCUGCACAGCUGGAAAACUCCACCAUGAAUCACAAGGAGGAGAUCAGGCAGCUCAAGCUCAAGUACGGUUGCUGGUCUCUUGCUGUGAAGUUCAUCAGUCCAGAAUCUUGGUGGAAGUGUGCCUUCAUGAGCAUUUGA
Molecule: messenger RNA, 1494 nt
Organism: Symbiodinium pilosum
Lineage: Eukaryota; Dinophyceae; Suessiales; Symbiodiniaceae
Source: the annotation of a GenBank genome assembly